Messenger RNA from Thelazia callipaeda (thelaziosis nematode), 867 nucleotides. NCBI's taxonomy places the organism in Eukaryota, Metazoa, Nematoda, Chromadorea, Rhabditida, Thelaziidae. The record is from the annotation of a GenBank genome assembly.
AUGCAUCGUAAUAUGACACUUUUGCUACGGGAAGCAAAAUGCUUCAGUCAUCGUACAUAUCGUCGUUUCUGUGGCGAGGAGCGGAAAAUCAGACUCGAGAAGCACAUACCAAACUUCAGGCAGGUGUAUCCUGAUUUCCAACCCACCUCUAUAUAUGGACGAAGAAAUGAGUUACGGGAAGAACUGGAGAGGAAAGAUAUGUUGGAACGACGUUUGCAAAUAGAUAUACCUGAAUUCUACGUUGGUUCUAUUCUUGCUGUUACUUAUUCGGAUAAAAAAUUAACUGGAUUGAAGAAUCGAUUUCUUGGUAUUUGCAUUAGUCGUAAAUUGGAAGGAUUAAAGUCGCAGUUUACUUUAAGGAAUGUGAUUGAAGGAAUAGGAGUAGAAGUUAUGUAUGAAAUGUACACACCAACAAUUACGAAAAUAGAACUUGUGAAGUUAGAAAAACGUCUUGAUGAUGAUUUGAGCUAUUUGGUGGAUGCUUAUCCAGAAUACAGCACAUUCGACAUGCACAUGGAACCUACUCCUCCUGUUUGGGGUAAACCAGUUCCUGUGAAUCCUAUAAAAGUCAAAUUACGUCCACCUCCCUGGACCAGAAGAUGGGAAUUAUUUGAUUACAAAGGAAUAGAAGAUGUGUGGACGCAACAAACUGCUUGGUAUAAGAAAAAAUUGAUGAAAACAAAACUCACUGAUCUUCGAAAGUAUGACCUCAUAGCUGAUUAUCGAGAAGUUGCGACUGAUGUUGACGAAGAAUUAGCGAUUGAAGAAGAAAUGUUAGAAUUUGAGAGAAUAAAACAUCUAGCAGGGGAAACUAAGCGCAAGAUCCUGCGAUCUGUUGAGCAGCCAAAUGAAAUCAAGACUGAAUGA